Messenger RNA from Neocloeon triangulifer, 2366 nucleotides. RefSeq names its product nose resistant to fluoxetine protein 6-like. Gene Ontology annotation, molecular function: acyltransferase activity, transferring groups other than amino-acyl groups. The record is from RefSeq and is a predicted model, not a curated record. Lineage: Eukaryota; Metazoa; Arthropoda; Insecta; Ephemeroptera; Baetidae. Bases 1 to 2037 code for a protein of 678 amino acids. The transcript is spliced from 12 exons.
AUGACCACUCGCGUUUUGAGUUGGUUUUUCUUUGUCUUGAGCAUUGAAAUUGCGCGCUGCUUUCUUUUGGUGCCCGAUCUGGAGCAAUUGACCAGAAAUUUACCGAACGAGUUAGAACGACUGGCGGAAAGUGUGGACGGACGGAAGUGCAGAGAGGACCUGAAGCUUUUGUCAAAUGGAAUUGCGAACUUGGACCUUUGGGCGCUCAAAAUGCUGGACGUGAAUGCAAAAUGGAACCCUGGUUUCUUAUUGGGAAACAUAAAAAGUUUAGGCAGCUAUGACGGUUGUGUUUCGAUAAAAGAAACAAAUCCGCCAAUCCAGGGAAAAUACUGCUUGACCAACGUGGAUUUUUCAACUGAUAACGAAAAAAUCGACCAACUUCUGGAGUUGGCCACUUUAUGGCGGCGAGACAGAGAGAUUAUCAAGAACAGGACGAUCGCGCCAGUCAUUCCAGACCUUUUGCCUUCAAUGUCACUUAUUCAAUUUGGACUUUGCGUUCCCUCGUCCUGUUCGGCGUUUGACGUGGAACAAGCGUUUCGGGCGCUUUUAAUGCGCACCGAAUUUUCAAAAGGAGCAGCGCAGGUUGAAUCGUGCUACGUGAAUGAAACAAUGGCGCUAUCAAACGGCGAUUUGACUUUCAUAUUGUGUGUAGUUUUUAUUUCCAUUCUAGUUCUUUCAAGCACAGUGAUUGAAUGCUGGUUUGGCUUAAAAACUGAUGGAGGUUUUUGUUACAACUCUCUAAUGGCAUUUUCCCUGCCGACAAACUGGAGGAAAUUGUUCACAAUUUCCAACUCGCCGAACGCCCUGAAAAGCCUCGACGGCAUCCGAGUGUUGAGUACUCUGUGGGUUGUCGCCGGACACAAAAUCAUAUUCACGUUGCAAGAACCGUGGGCAAACAAAUCGUUUCAAAUAGAGUCUCUUGAGAACAUUGUCAACAUGCCGUUGAUCAACAAUAUGCCCAGCGUCGACUCUUUCUUCCUCAUGUCUGGUUUGUUGCGAGCGUUCAAUUUGCUCAAGGAAUUCGAAGGCAACAGAUUUCAAUUCGUCACCGAUUUCGUCCGUCGAUAUUUGAGAUUGACUCCGGCGUACGCACUGGUCAUUGCGUUUUACUCAACUUUGCUGACGAGACUCGGCAAUGGUCCGAGAUGGGAAAAAUUCGUCACGGAACCCGGAGAGGCGUGUGCGGAAAAUUGGCUUUACAAUCUGCUAUAUGUGAACAACUACGUCCAUAACAACAAACACUGUAUCAUGCAAACGUGGUAUCUGGCGUCUGACAUGCAACUAUAUUUAGCGUCGCCGCUUGUGAUUUACUUUUUGUGGAAGAGACCUUCGGCAGGAAAAGUGCUUUUGAUUCUUUUGGCUGUUGUUCCGAUUACUUUCACCGCUUGGUACACCUACACAUAUGAAGUUUUGCCAACUUAUUUGCUGAAUAAUUCAGACAUGAAACUGAUAAGCUAUCAGAAGGAUGUUCAUAUUGCAACUCAACACCGAAUGGCUCCUUACGUCGUUGGUCUCGGUCUGGGCUACGUGCUUUUCAACUACAAAACUGUCAAGCUCAAUUUCUUGACCGUAAUACUAGGCUGGAUGUUGUGUUUGUCGACACUGUACGCGGUCGUCUACGGCGCCUUCAACCUCAUUCAAUACAAUCACAAGUACGACCCGGUCGAAUCCGCCUUGUACGCCAGUUUGCACCGCGUUUCCUGGGCCUUAGCGGUUGGCUGGUUGAUUUUCGCGUGCAAUCGUGGAUUUGGAGGAUGGAUAACGAAAAUUAUGUCGAUGGGAGUGUUUCAGCUUUUCAGUAAAAUUUCUUAUUGCAUCUAUUUGAGUCACUACGUGAUUUUAAUGAUUGGAGCGGCAAGGAUAAAAUCACCUAUUUUUGUCGAUGAAUACGUUGAAAUGCACUCUUAUGCCGGCGACCUGGUUGUAAUCACGGCGGUGGCGACCGUGCUUUACUUGAUGGUGGAAGCUCCUCUUUUCGAAAUCACCCGACUCAUAUUUGCAACACCCAACAAACCUAUCAAGAAGAAGGAAAACUGAAUUACUUAAAAUAAUGAACCAAAAACCAUUAAAAAUAUUAUUUAUCUGCACCAAUUAAGAGAUUGUAAGAUGCAAUUUUUAAUAAAAAAUUUAAAUUUCAAUAGAUUAAAUUCGUGGUUCAAUAAAAGCGUAAAUCAAGCAAUCUUAUCUUGUAUCGAAUUCAGAGAGGAAAAAAAAGAAGAUUAAUGGCUGCCUUUUUUCACGAUGGUUCUUGCAAACGACCUUGCGUUUUUAAUUUUUAUCGCGUCUAGGAUGUAUGGAGAAUACGCCAGCGGUCGCUUGGAACAUAAAACAAGAUUAGCAGGAAUUCCCCAACGAUGAAGCCAAAA